CUUACUUGUAACAUAUGUUUGGUCAGGUGUACCACAGUAAUGCUUUCUGCUUGCUAGCUACUGAACUUUUUGUAAUGUGUAGAUCUGGGACUCGUGAGUCACACAAGGAGGGUGAAACAGAAAUUGAGGACUCUCUGCUGAACAUGGAGAAAAAACUCCGCAUUAGGAGAAGAUGGCAAGAGUCUGAUUCAGACUUCCAGUCUACUCUUAAGUUCUACUCUAAGAUGUGGAGCGUGAGCUCAGAGCUCCAACUGAUCUGCAAGGCUAGAACUGAAUCAAGGAAGAGAGCAGUCCUCCUCCACCUGGAAAGAAAAUAUCCAGAUGGGCAGGGCAUUGCCAUUAGACUCUCCAAGCAGGUAGUCAGCUCCAACAAGAGACUGAGACAGGCAAUAAAAGAAUACAACAGCAUUCAAUGGCCCCCGCAGAUGAGCAUCUUCCCUGCAACAAUUGAUUUUCAGGAAUCAUGUGAUCCCUCUUUGCAUGUCUACUUCUGCUUUGAUGACACUAUUGAAGAAGAAGAUGUUUCGAGGAGUCUAAAAAGGCGACGGAUUGAUGCCUUACAUAUGAAGACUCGGGCAGCUGAGGAAAAGCGUAUGCUUUACCAGGAAAUGAGAAGUGUAACUGAACACCUCCAUCAGCAGCAUGCCUUUCUAUACUCUGCCAUCAAAGACACUGAGCAGCCUGGUGCAAAAGCUGCUCUCAUUCAACGUCUCCAUCAGCUGGAAAGAAAACGACAUCAAGCCAUUGUGAUGUUUCACCCACAUGUGGCAGACAUUGUUCCUGCAGACAACCCCCACUUGUGUCGGGCCCUCCCCAUGCCAAGCAUACAGACACUGGUAUACAAUGAUGAUAGUGAUAAUGAUGACAGUGAGGAUGAAUAUGAUAACUAG
Messenger RNA from Tachysurus fulvidraco (yellow catfish), 890 nucleotides. RefSeq lists its product as uncharacterized. NCBI's taxonomy places the organism in Eukaryota, Metazoa, Chordata, Actinopteri, Siluriformes, Bagridae. The transcript has 4 exons. The coding region runs from base 15 to 890 and encodes 291 amino acids. The record is from RefSeq and is a predicted model, not a curated record.